Molecule: messenger RNA, 972 nt
Organism: Danio rerio (zebrafish)
Lineage: Eukaryota; Metazoa; Chordata; Actinopteri; Cypriniformes; Danionidae
Source: RefSeq, a predicted model, not a curated record
CAUACAGAUUUUAAACCAGACGACCCUCCUCGCCAAUCAGACUUGCUACACAUUGGCUCCUUUAUUAAACUGAUGGCGCUGUUGAAGCUGUUCCUCGGGGUUUUUCUGCUCCUUCAGCUUGUUCUGCACGUAUUGGUCGGAGCUGCUGAGCCUCAAACCCUGAACUGUCCUAUAUAUGCUGGAGUUCCUGGUGUUCCGGGACACAAUGGUCUGCCUGGCAGAGACGGGAAAGACGGAAGAGAUGGAGCCACUGGACCCAAAGGAGAGAAGGGAGAGCCAGGAGUGAGUGUGCAGGGACCACCUGGUAAAGCUGGACCACCUGGACUUGAUGGGCCGCAGGGUGAAAGGGGUCCACCGGGGUCUCAUGGAAGUGAAAGUGUUAUUGAGUCCCUGAAGUCUGAGAUCCAGAAUCUUAAAGCCGAGAUUGACACCAUUGAGAAAGCUGCGAGCUUCAGCAACUUUAGGAGAGUUGGACAGAAAUAUUACGUCACUGAUGGUAUUUUGGGAAAUUUUAAUGAUGGCAUAAAAUUCUGCAAGGAUGCUGGUGGAACAUUAGUUGUGCCAAAAACUGCUGCAGAAAACCAAGCUCUAGUCAGGGUGUCAGUAUCCAGUGCUUUAAGUACUGGAAAGCCGUAUAUUGGAGUCACAGACAGAGAAACAGAAGGACAGUUUGUAGACAUUGAGGGGAAGCAACUAACUUUUACCAACUGGGGUCCUGGUCAGCCUGAUGACUACCGGGGAGGACAAGACUGUGGUGUAAUAGAGGUUUCUGGCACUUGGGAUGAUGGAAAUUGUGGUGACAUACGUCCUAUUAUAUGUGAAAUAGACAUGUAGUAUAUUUGCACAAAAUGAGAAUGCAAAUAUUGACCAUUAGGGUUUUUUAAACAACCUAUGAGAUACUAUUUAGAUUUAAGUGUGAAGCACGUUCUUCAGUAUGUAAAAUGAUACAUUUAAAGAGCCCAUAUUAUGGGU